AAAACUGGGCUGUGUGAUUGGUGGAUCUAUUCUCACCAACACAGUGAGAAGAGGUUUAAAAAGUGUCCCAGCACAGCAUUCACUGCAAGCUGAAUGACAGCAAUGGCUCACCUGAAGUUCCUCCCACUCCUCCUGUGGGUUGGUUUCACGGUGUGCACAGAGGUGGAUUUGCACAAGAGAAUCUUUCACGAUCAUAGCUGUGAGAAAAAUGACAGUCUGUAUUACGUGCAAAUAAUUCAAACCAAUCGAACACAUUACAGUCAUCUAUGUGGCGGCUCUCUGAUCCACAGAGAGUGGGUUCUAACUGCAGCUCACUGUUGGAUAAAUGAGACUGGAUGGAAUAUGUCUGCAUAUGUAGGAAUUCAUCCCGGUCCAGGAAGAGAGGUGACAAUUACUGAUCACAAAAUCUUUGAGAACCAAACAGAAAAACAUGACAUCAUGCUUCUGAAAAUCAACCCACCAGAGAAUAAGAUUAAGCCUGUUGACUUACCUCAAUGUCCACAUCCCAAACAGAUGGAUGUCAUUCAGAUUGCAGGCCUUGGUGGUUAUAGGGUCAAUGCAACCUACCACAAACUCCCUGGUAAACCGCCUCAUCUCCAGUGUGCAAAGAUGCAUGUUGUUAAGUGUGGGCUUAACCUCACUCCAUGUAAUUCAACAUUAUUAUGGCCAAAUGGAAACACGAUGUGUUACAAAGAACCUCGAGUGGACACAUGUCCGGGUGAUUCUGGUGGUGGAGUGAUAUACAACAACACGAUUUAUGGUGUACAUGUUGGUGGUAAACAGUGUGCCUGUAAAGGACCAGCAACUUCUCUGAAGGUCUGCUCUUACAUUCAUUGGAUAAUGCCAUUCAUUACACCAAAUAAUGGAAAAUAAUAAAAUGAAAAUAACAUCCAGAAUAAAC
Oreochromis niloticus (Nile tilapia) is the source of this 901-nucleotide messenger RNA. Its product is annotated as cationic trypsin-like. The record is from RefSeq and is a predicted model, not a curated record. The transcript is spliced from 6 exons. Bases 94 to 873 code for a protein of 259 amino acids. NCBI's taxonomy places the organism in Eukaryota, Metazoa, Chordata, Actinopteri, Cichliformes, Cichlidae. Gene Ontology annotation, biological process: proteolysis. Gene Ontology annotation, molecular function: serine-type endopeptidase activity.